AUGAGAAAGGUUCGAGAUACUACGAAUUCUUGGAGGCAAAUCUACCUAAUAGAAUUGGCUCUCAACGCUGAUACUAUCACUGUAGACUAUGAUAUAUGGAGGCAACGACGAGUGAAGAGUCAAAUAACCCCACCGAUUCAUGAAGCUUGCCGGAAUCCGUUCUCAGAAGAAAUCCCAUCCGAGCUAGAAAUUGCAAGACAUGAAUUUGAACGUGAAAAAGCCAAAAUGUUGCGAGAUAUUAGUUUUCUCCAGGAGGAGAACUACCAGCUGAAGAUUGAUGUUAAAAUUGAAAAAUCCAGAACCGAAAAAGUCCAAAAAGAAGUUGAAGUUACGAGAAAGGAUUUAAGGGACCUUCAUUUGGAAAAUAAGAAAUUAAGAGGCACUAUAAGAAAUAGUGGAUUGGGCAAAGCAUCAGCAGAAUGGAAGGAGGAACUAAGUAAUAUCAAAGGUGGGAUGGAAUUCUGGAAAGCCAAAGCGAAGAAAGAAGAGGAAAGAGCUGCACGUGCUAUGAUAGAGUUGAGGAAGAAGAAAGUUGAAUACAAAACUGUGACUACAGAACUAACGGCUAGUCAGUCUGAGCAUCAAGAGCUAAAAGGGAAAAUCCAAAGUCUAGAAAGUACACUGCAAGCUCAUCAGCAACAUUUGGAUGACCUAUUGAGAGCUUUAGAAGAGAAAAAUAGUCAGCAUGACAGAGACAUUCGCACCUAUGAAAGAGCCCUCCAAGAAAAGGAUAUGCAUCUCGACAGUUUGAUUAAUGAAAUUCGUAAGGCGGCUGCGCAUGUAGUACAAUUAUCAGGUGAAGCGGAAGUUCUCAGUUGUCAAUACCCUCCUAGCCAAAGAUCAAGCAUAUCGGAGUUCCUGGAACGUAUAAAGAAACAAGGCGAUGUGGCUAAGAAGUUUGUGUAA
This is a messenger RNA of Gossypium raimondii (Peruvian cotton), 906 nucleotides long. RefSeq lists its product as uncharacterized. The record is from RefSeq and is a predicted model, not a curated record. The transcript has a single exon. The coding region runs from base 1 to 906 and encodes 301 amino acids. Lineage: Eukaryota; Viridiplantae; Streptophyta; Magnoliopsida; Malvales; Malvaceae.